Molecule: messenger RNA, 674 nt
Organism: Cyprinodon tularosa
Lineage: Eukaryota; Metazoa; Chordata; Actinopteri; Cyprinodontiformes; Cyprinodontidae
Gene: smim12
Product: small integral membrane protein 12
Exons: 2
Coding region: 114-389 (91 amino acids)
Source: RefSeq, a predicted model, not a curated record
GUCAGCCAAUGACGUUUCACCCAGAAGGAAGUAAUCACACACGGAAAUGACGUCUAUUCAGAGCAAAUGUGUCAACGGCAGAGAUUACCUCUAAUCCAAAGCAGUGUGCAGUGAUGUGGCCUGUAGUUUGGACUGCGAUGCGCACCUAUGCGCCUUACGUCACCUUUCCUGUAGCUUUUGUGGUCGGCGCUGUGGGCUACCACCUGGAGUGGUUCAUUAGAGGGACCCCUAAACCUCGGGAGGAAGAAAAAAGCAUCUUGGAACUAAGGGAGGAAAGAAAGCUGCAGGAACAGUUGGGAAAAGACAGCACUCAGGUGCUUAGCCUGAAAGAGAAACUGGAGUUCACACCUAAAGCAGCUCUCAACAGGAACAGAGCUGAGAAGAGCUAACUCGUGUCAUUGUGACAGACUUGUGUUUUGCAGUUUUUCACCAGGAGCAAAGUGCUCUAAGGGUAGAACCCAUUGUUCUACUCACCUGAAUGUCACUUUUUCACUUAUCAUUUCCAAAAAUUAAACCAAACAUACCCUUUCAACUGCUUUAGAUCAGGUAAACAUCUCUUGUAUAAGUGAAUACGCAUGAUUUGAAAAUGCAGAUAGAUCAAAAUUUUAGCAAAGCCACUGUAAUAACCACCUAUUUAUUAGACCUUAGGGUCUUUCAGUAUUGAUCUAAUUCUG